This is a messenger RNA of Mesorhabditis belari, 219 nucleotides long. The record is from the annotation of a GenBank genome assembly. NCBI's taxonomy places the organism in Eukaryota, Metazoa, Nematoda, Chromadorea, Rhabditida, Rhabditidae.
AUGUGGAGAUUGAGAUUUCUUUUCGCAUUUCUCGUUUUUAUUGCCACACUCAGGGCUUGGACAAUUGAAGGUCCAUCAGAUAUUGUUUCGGGAGCGUCAGCAAGAUCGGCUCAUGAAGCGAAUCUCUUGAGAAAUCGAUUGAUCAAGGCUAUGUUUCAUGUUGAUCCGAAUGGCCCGACUCAAUGGAUAAGAAAGUGGAGAUCGACCAGUGAUCAAAUG